Messenger RNA from Cutaneotrichosporon cavernicola, 639 nucleotides. RefSeq lists its product as uncharacterized. The transcript is spliced from 3 exons. Bases 1 to 639 code for a protein of 212 amino acids. The record is from RefSeq and is a predicted model, not a curated record. NCBI's taxonomy places the organism in Eukaryota, Fungi, Basidiomycota, Tremellomycetes, Trichosporonales, Trichosporonaceae.
AUGUCGGUCCGCCUCCUCCCCUCCCUUCGCGGCACUCUGCGGUCCCCUAUUCUGCGCGCUCCAGCCCUCGCGCACGCAUACUCCACCCCCUCCACCCCCUCUCCCGCUACCCGCGAUCCAGCCCACCCACACCUCUACUACCACCCCUACGCUCAACGUAUCGCCCUCUCCUUCCUCCCCAACCCUCCGCCCACAAAGUCAUCGACGGUGAUCGGCUCGCUUCCCGCCACCCCCGAAGCUGGUUUGAGCGACUUUGAAGAGAAUCCCGCAUUCAGGAUUGUCCUGCAUGCGGCUAUUAAGGAUGGGUUGGAGAAGGGGGCUGACGAGCGGAUUAUGUAUGAGGCGGAGAUGAGGCCGGGGGAUGGGUAUAUGACCCUUACGGACGAACGCGCCGUGCCGCCCCAAGGACGGAUCGGCGAGACUGAGGACCUCAUCGGCAGCGUGUUCGUGAAGGACGGCAAGAUCGUCGCGUCGACGUACGAGCCGUUCCCGAGUUACCGCCUCGUUACGUCCAACGGCGUGCUCACCCUCUCCGACGGACUCGACAAGCACGUCCUCGCGUUCCUUGAGAAGAUGGAUGUCGAGGAGCAGGCCGAGCAGCGGGCCGACGAGGGAAAGGAGGCCAAGGAGGCAAAGUAG